Periophthalmus magnuspinnatus is the source of this 3483-nucleotide messenger RNA. RefSeq names its product thrombospondin type-1 domain-containing protein 4-like. NCBI's taxonomy places the organism in Eukaryota, Metazoa, Chordata, Actinopteri, Gobiiformes, Gobiidae. Gene Ontology annotation, biological process: extracellular matrix organization. Gene Ontology annotation, molecular function: metalloendopeptidase activity. The transcript is spliced from 18 exons. The record is from RefSeq and is a predicted model, not a curated record. Bases 153 to 3050 code for a protein of 965 amino acids. Gene Ontology annotation, cellular component: extracellular matrix.
AGUGCGACUGGAUCAGCCUCUUGAGGACAGAUAUCCUGUGUUUACCUGGAAUCCUGUCUCCACCACGAGGACACCUGCGAUUAAGUCACUUUGGGUGCAGCUCCUAUGCAAAAUAUGCAAGAAAGUGGAUGUAAGGAAGAAAACUUCUACAGAUGUCUGAAUGUAACUAUGAAGGAGUGAGGCACAAUGCCUUUGUCAGAGUGUCAGUUAUUUUGCUUGUGCUUCAUUCAAAGGCACUAAACUGUCAACAUACCACAGACCACAGAAAGGUUCCCCAUAGGGUAGUUCCUUACCAGGAGACCAGAGCAGAGCAAAGAAAUGUUCCCGGCUCAUGGGGAGCCUGGGGCCCAUGGUCCAGCUGCUCUCGGACUUGUGCAAAAGGGGUCCAGGAGCAAAGCAGGCCCUGUUUGCGUGUGUUCCCGAUGUCCAGCGAAUAUCCCUACACCAGAACUAGAGCCAAUGCACAGCAUCCUGGUCAUGUCAUACCAGCCCUGCAACAUACAGCUCGUUUGCACCAUGGCAAUAGCAGCUCGCAGGGAGAGACGAGAAAGCACAGAGUCUCACACAGGCGAGGCCACAUGGUCCCAGGGAGGUAUGGCUAUGGAAGAGCACCCUCUGGCCGUACCUCACCUGAUAAAAGCCAGGACACAGGCAGGAGCAGGUCUCACAGACACAGUCGCUCUCCUGAAGGAAACUUAAACCUUCAAGGCUCCAGGAGACAAGGUGAUCAUUACACAAACUACCCUGGUGUGUCCAGAAGUCCCCACCAGUAUGGCAGGUCCUUUGUGCACCGCAGACUGCCACAACAGCCCACGAACAACCCAGUGUGGGCCCCCCUUUACCAGCCAGGGAGAGCGGAACCAGGACCUCAUGCAGAAAACCACCAGGAAAUACAGCCAGGAAAUCAACAACCAGAUAGACCUUAUGAUCCUUUACCUGUGUCCUUCUGCAAUGGAGAGCACGCUCGCUACAAGAUCUGUACCAACAGUGCCUGUCUUCCAUCGAGCAGCGCAUUCAGAGCUGUCCAGUGUUCCUCUUACAACAGCAAGCCUUUCAUGGGCAGACUGUAUGAGUGGGAGCCUUUUAACGAAGCGCCUGUCGAACAGCAAUGUGAACUCCACUGUCGUGCCAUUGGCUUCAGGUUCUAUGUGCGACAGUCAAAGGCAGUGACUGAUGGCACACCAUGCGGACAAAAUGAUUCUACUGUGUGUGUGGCAGGAAAGUGCGUGGGUCCAGGCUGUGAUGAGUAUCUUGGAUCUGGAAAGUCCCUUGACAAAUGUGGGGUUUGUGGAGGUGAUAACACCACUUGUAGACUGGUCUCUGGAGUGUUCAAACAUAGUCUGUCAAAGAUCGGCUACCAUAAAAUCGUAGAAAUCCCAGAAGGAGCUACCAAGAUCAACAUCACAGAGAUGGCGAAGAGCCGGAACUACCUCGCUCUUCGAAGCCGAUCCGGGCGAUCCAUUAUUAAUGGAAAUUGGGCCAUCGACCGACCAGGAAAGUAUGAAGGCGGUGGAACCAUGUUUACUUACCGUAGACCCAAUGAAAUCAGCAGCACCACAGGAGAGUCUUUUGUGGCAGAUGGACCCACCAAUGAAAUUUUGGAUGUUUAUAUGAUUUUUCAGCAGCCAAACCCUGGAGUUCAUUAUGAAUACAUUCUUCCCUCUGAGAAAACAGAUCCCCAGGCUAACCACAAACAAGAAGGCAAUGAUUUGAAUAGACAGGGUGGAUUCAGCCACCAUAACAAUGUUUUUCAGCACAGCAGAGAGGGUGAAGAGAGGGGAGGGUAUUCUCCACGUCUCCCUGAUAACCAGGUAACCGCCGUUCUGCCACCAAGACGGGACAGAGAGUACAGCUGGAAACUGGCUGGUUCUACAGAGUGCAGUGCCUCCUGUGGAAAAGGUUUUCAAUACUCUGUUUUUCACUGUGUCCAUCACCAAAAGAACCUCCAAGUAUCUGAGACUUUGUGUGACAGCAGCCACAAGCCUAAAUCACAAGAAGAGCCUUGCAACUUGCAGCCCUGCCCAGCAUUUUGGGAUAUUGGGGAAUGGUCAGAGUGCAGCAAGACCUGUGGCCUAGGUAUGCAACAAAGACAAAUCCUUUGUCGGCAAGUGUAUGCCAACCACACUCUCAAUGUGCACAUGAGCCGCUGUCAACACCUGGAGCGCCCAGAAACAACAAGCACCUGCCAGAUGAAAAUCUGUAGUGAGUGGCAGAUACGCUCAGCAUGGUCACCUUGCUCGGUUCCAUGUGGGCUGGGACAGAGAUCUCGGGAGGUGCGCUGUGUCAGCAAUGUGGGAGACUUUGUUCCUGAUGAUGAGUGCAACAUGCACCUGCGACCUGUUCAUGUGGAAAACUGUGACUCGGGACCCUGUGCCAAGAGCUGGUUCUACACUGAGUGGGGGAAUCGGUGCUCAGCUGAAUGUGGCAUGGGAGUACGUACCAGGGGAGUGCUCUGCCUGACAAACCACAUUACCAGUCUUCCUCUGGAGGGCUGUGGCAGCGAGCGACCCCCAGAUUCUCAGGUCUGCAACAAUGGGCCGUGUGAGAAUGGCUUUGAAUGGUUCACCGGACCCUGGAGUCAGUGUUCUGUAGAGUGUGGCACAGGUAGCCAGCAGAGGUCAGUAGUGUGCCUUAUGAAGUCAGAUGAAGGAUUCACUAUCAUGCCUCCUUACGAAUGCUCCUCUUUGGAGCGACCAUUGAGCCAGCAGAGCUGUAAACUUAAAGCCUGUGGUGCCAAAUGGUACCACACUGACUGGAGUUCAUGUUCAAAAACGUGUGAGGGAGGUUUCCGAGUGCGUGAAGUUCGCUGUUUGUCAGAUGACAUGCUCUCCAGUGAAAAAUGUGAUGAAACCAUUAAACCAGCGGCUAAAGAGGACUGUAACCCUGAGCCCUGCAUACCUCACAAAGAUGACAACUGCAGGGACAAGUAUUUCAACUGCAAUGUGGUGGUCCAAGCUCGUCUUUGUGUGUAUGAUUACUACAAGACUACAUGCUGUGCAUCUUGUUCAAGAGUGGCCCACAGAGUAUCGCAUCACAAGGGCCGUAGCUAGCCUGCCCCAACAGAGGCCUCACACUUAAUGUACACGCCUCAAAUACACAGCAGGCACUCCAGAGUGGGUUGCCCAAUGGUGUUUUUUUUGCUCGCUGUGAGCACAUGGUGACGUGGAUGUCAAACACAGUAAGCGUGACUAUUCAAGAGCGUAGCAUACAGAAAAACUAAAUUCUAUCACGUUUUCAGGAGCUACACUUUACUCUAGACUUUCUAGUUGUGUUUUACUGAGAAAGUAGUUUGGUACUGCUUGGACCAACAGGUGAGACCAACAGGCAGUUGGUAUUAGGCUCUUCAAAUCGAGUAGCACAGGGAAAAAAAUAUUUUACCGCUGCCAGAUUCUGCUGAAAAUUCAUGAUGAGGUCAUGCUAGUUAUUUGAUAUAGCGUUGUUUCUACAAUAGAUUGUAGCCUACUGUGGAAAUGUUAAGUUUCU